Molecule: messenger RNA, 1530 nt
Organism: Labrus bergylta (ballan wrasse)
Lineage: Eukaryota; Metazoa; Chordata; Actinopteri; Labriformes; Labridae
Gene: crls1
Product: cardiolipin synthase 1
Biological process (GO): cardiolipin biosynthetic process
Cellular component (GO): membrane; mitochondrion
Molecular function (GO): cardiolipin synthase (CMP-forming) activity
Source: RefSeq, a predicted model, not a curated record
GACAUCAUUUACGGUAGCACUUUACGGCAACAUGGCAGCCUGCUUGCUGAGCUGAGUUUCGGUCGGCUCUGGUCGUCGAUAUCUAAAACUUCAUCAUGAAAACGUGGAGGGACAGCUCGAGGCCAGCAGGUCGGUAACAGAGGGCUCUUGAACAUGAUGAUGUGUUUACCGAGGAUGUCCGCGUCGUUGUGCCGCAACGUGUCAGGUCGCGGCGUGACGUCCGCGCGGGGUGCGGGUGUUUGCUGGCUCGAGCCUGCGUCAUGGCGGCACAGACACACACCUGUCACGGAGUGCGCAAAGGUGAAACAGUCCCCGGCUAGUGGAUUGUGGCUUCUCAGACUCAAAGGGACGGACAGCAGGUUCGCGUGCUGGAGUGGGAUCCUACAGCAGGUGAAAGUGACACCGUGGCAAGCACAAGGGACAGGGGGUCAUGAGAGGUCAGAGGUCAGCGUCCGGUCCCUCCUCUCACCUAGAGCUCGAUGGCUGUGUAGCAGAAAGAGCGAGGAGACUCCGGAAACUUCACCACCGGCGGCGGCGGCGGACCGAAAUGAAGCCAACCCGGUACCUGGUCACGGAUUGUUCAAGUUUAAAGAACUGUAUGAGAACCCAUGGACAAUCCCCAACUUUCUGUGUGUGUGUCGGAUUGUGCUGGCUCCAUUCUUGGGUCACCUGAUCAUCGAGCAGCACUUUCACCUGAGCCUUGCUCUCUUUAUACUGGCUGGAGCGACAGACCUGUUGGAUGGUUACAUCGCCAGAACGUGGCCCACUCAAAAGUCUGCAUUGGGCAGCGCUCUCGAUCCAUUGGCUGAUAAGAUUCUCAUCAGUUUUUUGUAUCUGAGCCUCACCUAUGCUGAGCUGAUCCCAGCUUUACUGACUGGUCUGGUGAUAUCCAGAGACAUCGGUUUGAUAGCUGCUGUGUUCUGGGUCAGGUACAAGACUGUACCUCUACCGGUGACCCUCAGUAAGUUUUUUAACCCCUGCUACACCACUGCACAGCUUAAGCCCACACUCUUCAGCAAGGUGAACACAGCCAUCCAGCUCUUCCUGGUUGCAGCCUCUCUGGCUGCUCCAGUCUUCCAGUACACCGACAGUGUGCCUCUGCAAUGCUUAUGGUAUGUUACAGCGGUGACCACGGCAGCUUCAGGCUACAGUUAUUGGCACUACGGCCGUAAGACUGUGCGGGUGCUGAACACCAGAUCCCCAUGAAAACCACACCAGCAGCAGAACAAAAGAAGUGAACAGCCGCGGCAAAGACACUGAUCAGCCAUGGGAAAAGUGAGACAGAAAGAUGGAUGAAUAAGCCAAGUAGCCGUGACAACCGUUUUAUGAAUCGUCAUAGGAAUGACACAUGGAAAGUCACCGUGGCCACAGAUGGUUUUCUGCAACACUACAGAAACAGCGGCUCUGUCCUGAACUGGAUGUGGACUAGACGUGCAUAUUGACACAAAUAUAAACCCCAUCUACAUACACACAUGAUCUUCAGUUUUGUAAACCAAUGAUUUAUGAUUAAAAGAGAAAAUGGACCUCGUC